AGAAAGUGGGAGGGAAGGAGAAAGAGAGACAGAGUCAAAGUGUAAUUUAUUGUUUCCAGUGAAAAGAGCAAGGCUGCACCCUUUUCUCCUGCCUGAACUCUGAACCACUCAAUGCAUGUCUGAAGUUUUCUCAGACCUCGGGAGCCAUUGAUCGAAGGUCAGGACAGAGAACACAAGGGUGGAAGACAAGAACAGAGAGAGCAGAGGGAUUAAAGAAGAGCCAGAGAGAAAACAGCACUGCGAAGGACCUCCAGGUCAUUACAACCAGACGGCAAAGGGGAGAAAGGUCAACACGGGAGAGUCCGGAACAACUUUUUUAUCCCACUUCUAGAUCUUCUCGGACAAAACCUGACUUUAAUAAAAGUCUGGAGCUGUUUUGUUGUCUGGGAUCAGUUUUUAGACUUAAAGGGUAGUCGGAGGCUGGGGGACGGGGCAGGUCUGUGUAUGAUCCACUCACAGGGCUGCGUGUCUCAGAGAAUAUGGCCAUGGUGAGCGGGGGAUGGGGCAACCCCAACGGGGACACUAAUGGACUGGGGGAGAAGGCUUACCUGAGGAGGGAGGAAGAGGAGGGCUCGCCUCAAGCCGGGAGCAGUGACGUAGACGUCGGGGACGAGGACAAGGCCUGCGUGGUGGACUGUGUGGUCUGCGGGGACAAGUCCAGUGGAAAGCACUAUGGUGUGUUCACCUGCGAGGGCUGCAAGAGCUUCUUUAAAAGGAGCAUCAGAAGAAACCUCAACUAUUCCUGCAGGUCAAAUCGAGAAUGCCAAAUCGACCAGCAUCACCGCAACCAGUGCCAAUACUGUCGUCUGAAGAAAUGUUUCCGUGUAGGAAUGCGCAAAGAAGCAGUCCAGAGAGGACGAAUCCCUCCAUCUCACUCGGGUAUCAGUCCCAACUCCCUGGCUGGUGGAGUUGGAGGUGCAGUGCCAGGUCCCAUUGGGGCAGAUUACUUUAAUGGACAGCCGGUGUCAGAGCUCAUCUCCCAGCUCCUCCGAGCUGAGCCGUACCCCAGCAGCCGCUACGUGAACCCGUACAGUCAGGCCCAGAUGCAGGCAUCUGCCAGCGGAGCUUCCGUCAUGGGUAUCGACAGCAUCUGUGAGCUGGCUGCCCGGCUCCUCUUCAGCACCAUCGAGUGGGCCAGAAACAUCCCAUACUUCCCAGAACUUCCAGUCUCAGAGCAGGUGGCGCUGCUGAGGCUGAGCUGGAGCGAGCUCUUCAUCCUGAACGCAGCUCAGUCUGCUCUGCCUCUACACAUGGCUCCUCUGCUGGCAGCUGCCGGGUUCCACUCAUCUCCCAUGUCUGCUGAGCGAGUGGUGUCCUUCAUGGACCAGGUCAGGAUUUUCCAAGACCAGGUGGACAAGCUGAACAGGCUGCAGGUGGACUCAGCCGAGUACAGCUGCCUCAAGGCCAUUGCACUCUUUUCACCCGAUGCAUGUGGUCUGACAGACCCAGCCCAUGUGGACUCCCUACAGGAGAAGGCCCAGGUGGCCCUAACAGAGUACGAGAGGUUGCAGUACCCCAACCAGCCUCAGCGCUUUGGCCGCUUACUGCUGCGGCUGCCGGCUCUGCGCGCCGUGCCAGCCAACCUCAUCUCCCAACUCUUCUUCAUGCGGCUAGUGGGCAAGACACCCAUCGAGACGCUGAUCCGAGACAUGCAGCUGUCGGGGAGCUCCAUCAGCUGGCCCUACGUACCGGGACAGUGAAGCCAGCUGACUCCAGAGUAAGGCAGACUGAGAUCAGAUUGGGUUGAAUCAGAGCUCACAAAGAUUACAUAUCCGGUACAAACUGAAUGUUAUGAAUACAAACUGAUAGAUAUACACACACACACACACACACACACACACACACAUAUAUGUAUGUAUGUUUGCAGCACUUGUCAGUUUUGCUCUGACCUCCAUCUGAUCUCUCUCUGUCUGAUACUGGAGAAAAACACAGGGCUUUAUUUAAACAUCAGACUCUUAUAUGAGGCCAUGUGCCUGUACUACCUCCUCCCAUAUCAUCCUUAAUGUGACUCAGUUUGAACCCAAGCUCUAAGUGUUUUCCCUCUGCUUUGUUUAAAAUGAAGCCACAGCAGUGGCACUUUUACAGGCAGAGCUUUAUAUCUGGGACAUGUUGUUUAGAUGAGACCUAAGUUCUGUCACGUUUUAUUUGUGGAAUGAAAUCUCAGACUUUGUUACCAAAUGUAUUUGUGUGAAGACUGAAAAGCAUCACCUUGUACAGCAUUAAAACAAAGAAGAGGCAUGGGCAUUGUAUUGCAUAUUAUACUAUGUGACGUACUUUACAUUUAUAUGUUAUGUACCAAAAAAGUUUAACAUUUUAGGAAAUACGCCAAUUUACUUUGUUGCAGAGUUAGAUGAGAAGUAUACUCAUCUGUACAGUAAAUAUGAAGCUACAGCCAGCAGCCAGUUAGCUUAGCUUAGUGGAAAAACAACAUGUUUUACGGGGUUGUGUGCUGGACUAUUGCUUGGUCCGGGACCAGUAACUUUCUGGAGUCUCCACUGGUUGCAACAGCAAGGCAAUUAUCCCCGGUAAACCAGCAAGUUGUCCUUUUUACGCAUUGUUUUUUGUACUGAUUCAACUAAUUAAAUAUAAUUAGCCGUUUCCAGUCUUUAUGCUAAGCUAAACUAGCCAGCCACCAGUUCUAGCUUCAUAUUUACUGUUUCUCUGCAAGAAAGUAAAUAACCGUACUUCACAAAAUGUUAGAGCUAUUCCUUUAAUAUAGUAUAUUAUACAAUAAUGUUCUUGCAACAGGAAGUGUUGAAUGUACUCAAACACACCUGGCUCCUCAGACAGUCACAUCCCACCCAAACAUUAUUACCUCAUGUUUUAUACAUCAACGACAGAUUGUUCAUUGAUGUGCUAAAGAUAAAUAUAAAGGGAUCAAGGUGUCUUUAUCACAGAAACCUUAAAAGCUCAUAUUCCCCUGUAGACCUGUCUGUCCAAUAUGUUUUGAAAUGUAAGAGGACAUAACGUUUGACAUAUCAUUUACAGAACGCUACACUUAGUCAAGUGACAUCUUGUUUUUCUGGUUAAUCUCUGCAAACUGGAGACUUGUGUCCUUUACUUUUAUUAAAGUAGAGGUUGUUCAUUUUAAAUUUCUUUCAGAUUCAUGGUCCCCUUUUAAAAACAGUGUGUUAUAGCACAGGCUAAAGUGGACAGAGGUCACUUUCAGAUCAUUAUGCUUGUGCAAGGUACUCCAAGUGUUGUAAGUGUUGUAAAGUUUAUGGUGUUUGUUGGUACUGAGAUAAAAGGGUACUAUGCAGUCACAUUCAUGAGUGUUAUUGCCAUGAAGUGUGACCAGUGACAGUCAAUGUGACAAAUGUUUUUCUUGCCAAAUUAACUGACUGAAAGAAAAGACAAUGUGGGGAAAAAAGUGUUUUUGGUAAAACUCUUUUGUAUUCCCCAUAAAAAAGACAACAAUUAUACUGUUCUUGAAUCACUUUGUGUUAUUUGUUGGAAUAUAAGGAUAGUGAUUUCACUGUGUAGCUUUGCUUUAUAAAGAAGCAUGUUUCUUUGACCAUGCUAAACCUAACAAAAUGCAAAAGAAGUUCAUACGACUGGUUAUUACGAGAAAUAAAAUAAAAUGUACAUUCUCUCUG
Molecule: messenger RNA, 3596 nt
Organism: Anarrhichthys ocellatus (wolf-eel)
Lineage: Eukaryota; Metazoa; Chordata; Actinopteri; Perciformes; Anarhichadidae
Product: nuclear receptor subfamily 2 group F member 6
Exons: 5
Coding region: 480-1700 (406 amino acids)
Biological process (GO): regulation of DNA-templated transcription
Molecular function (GO): DNA-binding transcription factor activity; sequence-specific DNA binding; zinc ion binding
Source: RefSeq, a predicted model, not a curated record